This is a messenger RNA of Lepidothrix coronata (blue-crowned manakin), 1903 nucleotides long. RefSeq names its product bromodomain containing 4 (gene BRD4). Lineage: Eukaryota; Metazoa; Chordata; Aves; Passeriformes; Pipridae. Bases 31 to 1848 code for a protein of 605 amino acids. Gene Ontology annotation, biological process: chromatin remodeling; positive regulation of transcription elongation by RNA polymerase II. The transcript has 8 exons. The record is from RefSeq and is a predicted model, not a curated record. Gene Ontology annotation, cellular component: nucleus; chromatin.
UCCGGUGAGGAGUGCAAUGGGAUCAACAGCAUGGCGGCGGAGAGCGGCCCCGGCACGAGGCUGCGGAACCUGCCGGUGAUGGGGGACGGGCUGGAGAGCUCGCAGAUGUCCACGACGCCGACCCAGGCCCAGCCCCAGCAGGGCAUCGGCGUCGGCGUCAACCCCCCCCCGCCGGAGACCUCCAACCCCAACAAGCCCAAGCGCCAAACGAACCAGCUGCAGUACCUGCUCAAGGUGGUGCUCAAGACGCUCUGGAAGCACCAGUUCGCGUGGCCCUUCCAGCAGCCCGUGGACGCCGUCAAGCUCAACCUCCCCGUGAGUGCCGGGAGGGGGCGGGGCAGGGGGAAGGGGCGGGGCCGGUCGGGUGUGGCGUGGCACGGGUCGCCCUCCCGGCCUGAUUCCCGCUCUCCCUGUGUCCUGCAGCCGGGGGACGACAUCGUCUUAAUGGCGGAAGCUCUGGAAAAGCUUUUCCUGCAGAAGAUCUCGGAGAUGAGCCAGGAGGAGACGGAAAUCGUCAUCGCCCAGACCAAGGGACGGGGCCGCGCGCGGAAGGAAGCAGUGACGUCCAAACCCGGCUCCUCCACGGUCCCCAACGUCACCCAAGCCUCGUCCCCGGUGCCGGCGCCGGCGCCGAGCCUGCCUUCGGCACAGACCGCCCAUUCCUUCCCCUCCGUCACCCCCGACCUCAUCGUGCCCAGCCCGGUGAUGACGAUGGUGCCUCCUCAGCCCCCCGCGCCGCCCCCGCCGGCCCCCCAGGCCCCCGCGCCCGCCCCGACGGCGGCUCCGAGUCAACGGGGCGGGAGCCCGAGGGAACAUUCCGGCGGUGACGUCGGAUUCUUCCCUCGUUCCCAGACAAAAAAAGGGGUGAAGAGGAAAGCAGACACCACGACCCCCACCACCAUCGACCCGAUCCACGACUCGUCGUCGCUGCCCGCCGAGCCCAAGUCCGCCAAGCUGGGCCCGCGGCGGGAGAGCGGCCGCCCCGUGAAGCCUCCAAAGAAGGACGUUCCCGACUCGCAGCAGCACGCGGCGGAGAAGAGCAGCAAGGUCUCGGAGCAGCUCAAGUACUGCGGCGGGAUCAUCAAGGAGAUGUUCGCCAAGAAGCACGCGGCCUACGCGUGGCCCUUCUACAAACCUGUGGACGUGGAAGCUCUGGGGCUGCACGACUACUGCGACAUCAUCAAGCACCCCAUGGAUCUGAGCACAAUCAAAUCCAAGCUGGAGAACCGGGAAUACCGGGAUGCUCAGGAAUUCGCGGCCGACGUGCGGUUGAUGUUCUCCAACUGCUACAAGUACAACCCCGCCGACCACGAGGUCGUGGCCAUGGCGCGGAAGCUGCAGGACGUGUUCGAGAUGCGCUUCGCCAAGAUGCCGGACGAGCCGGAGGAGCCCGUCGUCCUUCCCGCCUCCUCGCCCGCCGUGGUGCCGCCCCCCACCAAGGUGGCCCCGCCCUCGUCCAGCGACAGCAGCAGCGACAGCUCCUCCGACAGCGACAGCUCCUCCGACGACUCCGAGGAGGAGCGGGCGCAGCGCUUGGCCGAGCUGCAGGAGCAGGUCUCUUCCAACCCUGGUGACUCAGUGACAAUGGUUGACCUUGAUGGUCUUGGGGAUCUCUUCCAACCCUGUCGAUUACGGGUGGCUAACGAGGUGACUCGGGGUGGUCAGUUAGUCCAUUGGGGGUGGCUAACGAGGUCAUUAGGCCGGUCUAACGACCCGCCCCCUGUCCCCGCAGCCGAGAAGGUCGACGUCCUGGCCGGCUCCUCCAAGCUCAAGGGCUUCUCGUCGUCGGAGUCGGAGAGCAGCAGCGAGUCCAGCUCCUCCGACAGCGACGAGUCGGACUCAGGUUAGCGCUUCCCGCCGCCCCCCCCGCCCCUCCCGCACAAAUAAACUCGUUUUCAGUCCU